Molecule: messenger RNA, 987 nt
Organism: Sarcophilus harrisii (Tasmanian devil)
Lineage: Eukaryota; Metazoa; Chordata; Mammalia; Dasyuromorphia; Dasyuridae
Product: translation initiation factor IF-2-like
Exons: 2
Coding region: 1-987 (328 amino acids)
Source: RefSeq, a predicted model, not a curated record
AUGGAAAUAAAUCCACCAAGUCGGACAACUGCCCGUCCACCCCGGGGCCGCUUCUUCUUCCAGGGCUCUCAGCAAGCUAAACCUAUUAGCACCGGCACUAAGGCAGCUCCCAUCCCCACGCAGCUUCUCCCCAAACACACGCCCACGUACACAGAAACCGGCCUUGCCUGCGCCCACAGAAAGGGGGUUCGAGUCGGCAUCCCCGCUUGUCGGGGGCAGGGGGUGACGGUGAGGCCGCCCCCACUCCCAGCCCAGCCCAAAGCUGGACGGAGGAGGGAUGUGCCCGCUCGGGCGGAGAGGAGUCAGGAGCGUCCUCCGCCCACAAGCGCCCGCGCGGGGGUGCACGAAGGGGCUCGGCUGGGGGUCUGCCCACUCCCAGGCUCCCCCGCUGCAGAGCUCCCGGGGAGCCCCAGCAAGUCGGGGCUGGGCGCAGCUCGGCAACAGGUCAGGCUGACCCAGAGGCAGGCGCCCCGCACCAGCAGGUCAGGGCGCACAGGGGAUGGGGCCGGAGAAGGGUCCGCGAGGGGGCGGGUCCCGCCUGCCCCUCCCCCGCACACCUGCGCGGCGGCGGCGGCGGCGGCCGCCAGCCCGGAGCGAGGGAAGCGUCCGGGUCACUCCGGAGACAAAGCUCCGGGGGGGGGGGGGAGGCGGGCGGCGCCCCCGCAGAGGGGCACCGAGAGGAGACCCGCCAGCCCCGCCCGGCCGCCGCAGCCCCCUCCCUCGCUCCCCGCGCUGCGCCGAGGCCGCGCCCGGGCCCCGCAGAUAAACAGCCGCUGCGGCGGCAAAGACGGCGUCUGCCCCCGGGGAGAAGGGGCCGCCGCCGCCGCCGCCAUUCGCUCCGCUCCCGCCCGGCGGGCACUAACCUGCACGGCCGCUGCAGCCGCCGCCUCAGAGGAGGGACCCACGACGCCGGCCCGGGGGCGGCCGCUGCUCCUGCCGCCGCCGCCGCCGCCGCCGCCGCUGCCGCCGCUCCGCCGCCCGGGCUAG